Chelonus insularis is the source of this 1743-nucleotide messenger RNA. RefSeq names its product interaptin-like. The transcript has a single exon. NCBI's taxonomy places the organism in Eukaryota, Metazoa, Arthropoda, Insecta, Hymenoptera, Braconidae. Bases 1 to 1743 code for a protein of 580 amino acids. The record is from RefSeq and is a predicted model, not a curated record.
AUGUUUACAUUGUGCAAAUUAAACCGUGGAAAUAAAGAAUCUGAAGAAACGAACCUGGAAAAUCAAAGCGAUAAUAUGGAGGUUAGUGCAUCAGGUAGUGCAUAUAGAGCUGAAGAUAAUAGUGAGGAAAAUAUCUCUGAUUAUGAUGAGGAGGAGUUGGAACCACAACGCCAGAUCGUAGAGGUAGACAAUAUGAGUUCAGAAGAUGAAGAAUUAGAGCAAAUAAACCAGGAAAAUCAAAGCGAUAAUAUGGAAGUUAGUCAAUCAGGUAGUGCAUCUGGAGCUGAAGGUAAUAGUGACGAAAAUAUCUCUGAUUACGAUGAAGAGGAGUUGGAACCACAACGCCAGAUCGUAGAGGUAGACAAUAUGAGUUCAGAAGAUGAAGAAUUAGAGCAAAUAAACCAGGAAAAUCAAAGCGAUAAUAUGGAGGUUAGUCAAUCAGGUAGUGCAUCUGGAGCUGAAGGUAAUAGUGACGAAAAUAUCUCUGAUUACGAUGAAGAGGAGUUGGAACCACAACGUCAGAUCGUAGAGGUAGACAAUAUGAGUUCAGAAGAUGAAGAAUUAGAGCAAAUAAACCAGGAAAAUCAAAGCGAUAAUAUGGAGGUUAGUCAAUCAGGUAGUGCAUCUGGAGCUGAAGGUAAUAGUGACGAAAAUAUCUCUGAUUACGAUGAAGAGGAGUUGGAACCACAACACCAGAUCGUAGAGGUAGACAAUAUGAGUUCAGAAGAUGAAGAAUUAGAGCAAAUAAACCAGGAAAAUCAAAGCGAUAAUAUGGAGGUUAGUCAAUCAGGUAGUGCAUCUGGAGCUGAAGGUAAUAGUGACGAAAAUAUCUCUGAUUAUGAUGAAGAGGAGUUGGAACCACAACGCCAGAUCGUAGAGGUAGACAAUAUGAGUUCAGAAGAUGAAGAAUUAGAGCAAAUAAACCAGGAAAAUCAAAGCGAUAAUAUGGAGGUUAGUCCAUCAGGUAGUGUAUAUGAAGCAAAUACUUCUUAUUAUGAUGAGAAGUUGGAACUACAACACCAGGUAGUUGAGGGAGAGGAUGGAGAAUUGGACUAUAGUACUCAGAGAAAUCUGAAUGAUCAUAUUGAAUGUAACGAAUUUCGUCGAAAUGAGGAAAGUCACAGUCAAGCUUUUGAUGAAACAGAUCACAGAGCAAACUCUGAAAACAAUGAACGUCCUGUUGAUGCAUCAACUGAUGAAGAAUUAGAUGAUGAUCCUCCUCUAUAUGAGAAUGCUCCUAUCACACUAUCCGAAAGUAUGUUGAGCAUUUUUAUGUACUCUAUAAAACACAAUUUAAGUGGUUGUGCUCUGUCUGAUUUGUUGUCAGUAAUAAGUGCACACAUACCACCGAAUUCUCAUCAUAAAAAAACUAUCUAUUUUUUCACAAAAUAUUUUAACAAUGACAAUAUUACGAUGAAAAAACACUAUUAUUGCCCAGAUUGUACAAACCGUUUGACUUCAGAGAACGCGGUUUGUGAAUGUAUCGCUAAUGUAAAUGACAGGCACGAACCGUUAUAUUUUAUUGAACUUUCGAUCAUUGAUCAAUUACAAGCCUUACUCCUUCGUGAAGGAUUUCUUGACGAUUUAUCACAUCCCCAACAUCGUCAAAAAGAAAAAGAUGGUAAUAUAGAAGAUAUCUACGAUGGUUUGCUAUAUAAAGAGCACAUGAAAGAAAAUAAUCCUGAUUCUGAGGAAUUUACAAUUUCAUUUAUGUGGUAUACUGACGGUUGUACCAAUAUUUAA